Colletotrichum truncatum is the source of this 1689-nucleotide messenger RNA. Lineage: Eukaryota; Fungi; Ascomycota; Sordariomycetes; Glomerellales; Glomerellaceae. The record is from RefSeq and is a predicted model, not a curated record.
AUGACAUCAGGGGAGCCAAAAUUAGUCUGCAAGCACUGUCACCAAGUUUUCAAUCAUCCAACAAUCAAAAACUCUGGUACAAGUGCUAUGCAACGACACCUCGCUGCAAAGUCUUGUAAGACUCGACGUUUAGGCGCAAACCAGGUGCCUGGUACCCAAUUGAAAGCAGUCUCGGAGCAUCAAGCAUUAGUUUACUGUAUUGUUGGAUCUAACUUAGCGCUUAAUACUGUUGACAACUUAAGUUUCCGGCAAUUCUGUUCACACCUGAAUCCUCUCUACCACCUCCCAUCUCGAAAGACGCUCCGAAGCUGGAUAUCCGAGGAGGCCUUACGCAUUCAACACCACACUCUUCAGCUAAUUCCGCCUGGUAGCUAUGUCUCUCUGAUGAUUGAUAUCUGGAGUACACCUGGGUUAAAAUAUUCACUGCUUGGUGUUUUAUGCCAUUUUAUCGACAAGCACUGGAGGUUACAACAGGUUCUUCUUGGUGCUAUUGAUAUGACAGAUGGUCAUACAGCCUCUAAGCAAGCAACGGCUUUAUCGACUCUGUUAGAAAAUAUUCGCCAGAGGACGAAGAAGACAAUUCGAUUUCAGACAGUCUCUGCAGACAACGCAAGUUCUUUUAAGCCAAAAGUCCUAGCACAAGAACUUGCAAAAGGGUCGACAUCCACAGUACAGCCGAUAUAUCAUAUUCGCUGUUUAGCCCAUAUUUUCAACCUUGUUGUUCGAGCGAUUUUUGAGGCUCUUCGAAUUUCGAUGGUAGAAGCCUCUACAGAGUUUGAGCCUUCUACUACUCGAGCUAAAGAUCAAGAGGACUCUGACGAUGAUUUUGAUACUGAAGAUUCUACUGCUGGGGAAAAUCCUUUUGGAGCUGUUAUUCAAAAGAUUCGUGACCUCGCAGUUUCCCUUAAGCUUUCUAGUAAGAAGACGCAAGAGUUUCUCGACCUCCAGAAAUCGACUCGCAUUGGCCAGCGACCACUACGCCUCCUCCGCGAUGUUAAGACAAGGUGGAACUCUACUACACUUAUGUGUCUCCGCGCAAGAGAGCUUAAAACAACGAUUUUAGCUUGGGUUGAAAAGCACUCUCUACAGGAACAAUUCUCUCUUGUGGAGACCGAUUGGGAGGCUCUUGAUAUUCUGCUUGAUAUCACCAGCCCGUUUUUACUCUUUACAAACAUCCUUAGCCGGUUAAAUGACCUUACCCCUGGUCAUACCUUUACUUUAUUACAAGUUGCAACAGUUCACUUAUACUUUUGCGCCUCUGCACUUAAAGAUAAAGUUACUAGCAAAGACUUUACUUGGAUAUCAAUCCUUCAGGCUGCUACGAAAAAGGGCCAAGAGAAGCUAGAAAAAUACGUUCAAAAGCUAAUUGAAGAGGAUUCCUUCAAGGUAUAUGGUAUUGCAACUCUCCUUACCCCUGAAGCUGGGACAUCAGUUUCGAGUACUUUUGACACGCGAUUCCAAUUCGCAAAUUACUUCGAAUACCUUCCUUCUUCAGCCUCACUUCGAACUCGAGUACAGCAAGAAUUUAUCGAGGUAUAUACAAAGCAGUACCAUCAAGAUUCGGAACGCCAUACCAAUACUCAAAAAGCUGCAACUGAAGGACUCCGAUACACUCUGCAUAGUUUACUAUCACGCAGUCCAAAGAAAAGGGUAUUUGUAGCAAUCUAUUGUAGCAACUCACUGUACUAA